AUGGAAUACAUUUCUAAUUGUUCAGAGAACCCAGUUGAAAUCUCAGAGAAUUGUUGCAUUAAUAUGUACAACAAUUUUUCGUUUGAUCUGACUCACAAUUUUGUGUUUCCAACUACCAUCACUAAAAUUAGAAAUCACAACAUUUGGUAUGGAUGUAAUGGAAAUUUUGUGGUGCCAAGUACUGUAGUCGAAAUAGGUAAGAACGCGUUCAAUUCUUCAAUAUAUCUCGAAGAACUUGUAAUACCACGUAGUGUCACCAAAAUAGGAAAUGGAUUUGUUAGUGGGUGUAGUUUAUUAACAAAUAUAAUAUUUGAAAACGGCACUUCGUUUGAUUUUAAAAGCAUCACAGCAAGUGACGAUAUUAUUGUGCAAAAGUUAACAGAAGACAAAACACUGACCAAAUUAAUGAUACCAAAUGGAGUGACUCAUAUACGAAAUUAUGUUUCAGAACUUGCCGAUUUAAAGGAACUUUCAUUGCCUUCGACACUUGAAAAAGCAGACAAAUACUUGUUUCGUAAUAACAAGAAUUUGACCAAAAUUGAUACAAAUGGAGUAGACAAUAACAUUUUUGUGGUGAGCUACGAGUGUCAUUUACGGCUGAAAGCACUUGGGUAUCUAUUUAAUAACAUUAAAUUGACGCAAGAUGAUAUAAAAAAUUUUGGGUACAUUUGGGAUUCUAAAUUAUGUUGGCAAGACGAGAGAGUUGUUGAGCUUGAAAUGAGUAAAAUGAAUGUAACACGUACUAUUGACACUUCAAUCGAUAGCCACCUUAGAUACUUAAAAUACAUAGAAACUGAAGAUAUGUGUGUAUAUUACCACGAGUGUAUAAGAAUGAGUAACUGUGACAAAUUACUAUCGAGUAUGUUUGUAAAUUGGAUCUUCCUUACAAGUGUCAAGUUACCAAGUAAUGUAGUUAAAAUACCAUAUGGCUUGUUACAAAAUUGGCGAGUACU
This is a messenger RNA of Entamoeba invadens IP1, 953 nucleotides long. RefSeq lists its product as hypothetical. The record is from RefSeq and is a predicted model, not a curated record. The annotation marks the transcript as partial. The transcript has 2 exons. Lineage: Eukaryota; Evosea; Mastigamoebida; Endamoebidae.